Messenger RNA from Dichomitus squalens LYAD-421 SS1, 1086 nucleotides. RefSeq lists its product as uncharacterized. NCBI's taxonomy places the organism in Eukaryota, Fungi, Basidiomycota, Agaricomycetes, Polyporales, Polyporaceae. The transcript has 9 exons. The coding region runs from base 1 to 1086 and encodes 361 amino acids. The record is from RefSeq and is a predicted model, not a curated record. Gene Ontology annotation, molecular function: oxidoreductase activity, acting on CH-OH group of donors; flavin adenine dinucleotide binding.
AUGACAUUGAGACGAUCGAUGAUAGACUCGGAGGUUCGGUACGUACCAUGGUUUCAGUGGACGGUCGACUCUACGUGUGGAACGGACAUACAGCCUACAGGUACCUUCAAAGCUACUGCGAACAUCGACCCUAAAACAGGCGCUCGUAGCACCGCAGCGACGGACUACAUCGUUCCAGCGCUUGACCCUCCGAACUUGAAGGUGUUUACCACCGCGUACGUCAACCGUAUCCUGACUAAACAGGACGGCGAUGAUGUCAUCGCUACCGGCGUCGAAUUCGAGUAUGGCGGAGACGUGCAUGUUGUUCAUGCUGCCAACAGAGUGAUUCUGUGCGGGUGCACGAGCAAGUCCCCACAUAUCGUCGGGCUGAACGGCAUCGGGAAUUGCAACGUAUUGGAAGAUCUCGGCAUCCCUGUGCAUCUCUUGUACUUACAACAAUUUUCGUUUCAAGUAAAUCCUGAGAACUCCGCAGAGACGAAGGUGGAGCACGGUUUUGUCACAAGUGAGACCAUUACGUCGCCAGAAGUGCAGACAGAGCUCCGGAGCAUCUACAUAGAAGCAGCUGGUCCCCUUUCACUUGCCUGCACCGGCGUUGCCUUCCUAUCGCUCCACACGAUUACCGAACGGGCGGAUGAGCUGAUUGAGAAGGUCGAGAAGAGGAUCAAGCGGACCACGGACAAACUGUCGCCGGGUUCGAAGGAGCAGUACGAGCUGCACCUGAAGUUGCUCAAUGACAAGAAAGUGCUCGACCUCGAGAUCGUCGUCUUCCCCGUCAACGUGCAUCCUGCAGGCGCCCCGAAGCCGCACAUCGGCCUCCUUCCCUCGAUCGCUCGAGUGACCCUAAGGUCCAGCCAACGAUCGAGCCGAACUACCUCGCGGGAGACAUUGACUCCGAGAUCAAUUCUUCUUGGGCCCGCCAAGUUCAUCUGCAAGGUUAUGCAGGAUGGGCCUUGGAAGGAGGUCAGCGAAGCGGACCUGAUUCCUCGCGUCAACAUUACCACGGACGAGCAGCUGCGCGAGCUCGCCAAAACGAACGUCUCUACUACUUGGCGUGUGAAUCUACUGCAUCUCACUGUCCACAUCUAA